Molecule: messenger RNA, 1460 nt
Organism: Ipomoea nil (Japanese morning glory)
Lineage: Eukaryota; Viridiplantae; Streptophyta; Magnoliopsida; Solanales; Convolvulaceae
Product: probable membrane-associated kinase regulator 1
Exons: 1
Coding region: 128-1126 (332 amino acids)
Cellular component (GO): plasma membrane
Molecular function (GO): kinase inhibitor activity
Source: RefSeq, a predicted model, not a curated record
GUAUCAGUGUAUAUUAUAAGAAGGCCCAAAGGUGGUUUCUCCAACCUCUUUGUUUAGACUUCACUUCUUCUUCUCCAAUCUCCCUCUGCAAUCAUCUGCGUAUAGUAUCGAUGAUGUAGCCACCAAGAUGGGGAGGAGAAAAGAUCACAGAGCCACCAAAUCCCAAACCCUUCCCUCAUCUCCGACCCACUCCUCAUCCUCCUCCGACUUCGAGUUCACCGUCGCCCUCACCCCUCGCGGGGCCGCCAACUCUUCUUCUUCUUCUUAUUCCUCCGCCGCCCUCUGCCCCGCCGACGAACUCUUCUACAAGGGUCAGCUCCUCCCCCUCCACCUCUCCCCCCGCCUCUCGAUGGUCCGCACGCUCCUACUGGCUUCCUCCUCCACUUCCUCCUCCUCCGACACCACCACCACCGCCUCCCGCGACUCCACCGGCAGCAGCUCCAACGACUCCCGCUCCUCCUUCUCCGCCGCCGACCUCCUCCUCCUCCCCCCUGACUGCGACUCCUCCCGCCCCUCCUCCGCCGCCGAAGAAACCGAUUUCUCCGCCUCCGCCGCCAAGAAAACCUCCAAGUACCACUUCUCCCUCUCCAGAUUCUCUUCCGUUUUUCGGAAGCCCCGCCACCCGGAUCCUCCCCACCCCACCACCGGAUCCGUACAACCCACCCCCUCCCCCGUAAAACGCCUGAGCAAAACCGCCAGAGAAGUCAUCGGAAAGUACCUCAAAAAAGUCAAGCCCUUAUACGAAAAGCUCUCCCAAAACCAAAAGCCGCCGCCCCCGCCGCCCCAACACAAAACCAAAUCUCCCCCCGAACCGAAAGAAACCGCCGUGAUCUCCCAUUCGUUUUCGGGGAAUUUAAGGUACCCGAGGAGGAAGAGCUGCGUGUCGAGCUGCCCGUCGUCGAUGCGGUCGUCCCCCAGCCACUCCGGCGUGCUUUGCCGGGCCGGGUUCACCCCGCCGCCGCCGCCGGUGACUAAGUCGGCGUACCCGUCGGACAUGUCGUCAAUGGAGGAGCUGCAGAGCGCAAUACAAGGCGCCAUCGCGCAUUGCAAGAACUCCAUGCUUCAGCCUCCCACAACUACCGCUACUAGCAGCAACAAGAAUAUCGUGGUCAGUAAUGAGAUUUGACAAGACUUCAGGGGUGUUAGUAGUAAAUAAAUUUUUUUCAAAUUAAUCAAGUUUUUUUUUUUUUUUUUUUUUUUUUCCUUACGGGUGCAAUCGAAUCGAAUCAAUUAAGAGUUACUCAAACUCAGAUCAAAUUUGAGUUUUUUCUAUAAGUAAAUCGAUUCUCUUACACCCGUAUGGAAUUGUGUUGUUUAAUUAGGUGUUGGAUCUGCAGUAAAAAUUUACUAUGUAACACUUACUAUUGACUGAUCUCUGAUGAUAUUAACUUGUUUUUGGAUUAAUGAUUUUUAUUUUUACUUUUUGUAUUUUUUUUGAAUGAAUGGAUCUUGAUCUCUGA